Messenger RNA from Syngnathus typhle (broad-nosed pipefish), 4866 nucleotides. RefSeq names its product guanylate cyclase 2D, retinal (gene gucy2d). The record is from RefSeq and is a predicted model, not a curated record. Gene Ontology annotation, molecular function: peptide receptor activity; guanylate cyclase activity; ATP binding. Bases 465 to 3905 code for a protein of 1146 amino acids. Gene Ontology annotation, biological process: intracellular signal transduction; protein phosphorylation; receptor guanylyl cyclase signaling pathway. Lineage: Eukaryota; Metazoa; Chordata; Actinopteri; Syngnathiformes; Syngnathidae. The transcript is spliced from 20 exons.
GCUCGACUGGGGAAACAGAAAACUAGAACAACAAUUAAAAUGGAUGCAUAUAUUCAUAUAAUAGAGGAACAUCACAACAAUACAAAACAAACUCAAAAUAGCUUGCCAAAUUCUUCACAAGCUGCCAAUCAGUCAAAUGGUUUGGAGAGAGUCCCAGUCCCAGGCUGGGAAGCAACAAGUGACGGGAGAUUUAACAAAUGGAAAUAUGGAAUUGUGACUGCAUUUUUAAACAGGAACUUAAACUUGAAGAUCAUAUUUUUUUUCACUUGAAUGACUAAUGACAUUUAUCACAAUAACUGGAAAGAAGCCAGAAUCUGGACGACAUGAAACGUUGACAUGGAUCCUCUAUAUCGAGAACCAAUUCAGGAUUGAAAGACUGCUGAGUGCCAAGGGAGGGCCUCCCACCAGCUACUGUAGCACCUCAUCACCUCCCUGAGAGGACAUCUUAAAAGCUGCGCCAGAGAAUGGCAAGUCACAGAGACCCUCGCUUCCUGCACAACCUGUCCCACCACCCUCGAUGGCAACACGACUCGUUAAAACCGAGGAGGAAAAGACACAUGUGCAAAAACAAUGGUGUGUCUUGUCGUCUCUUCUUUCUUUCCUGGUCCAAAUCUUCGUGGAUGUUAAAACCACAGCGGCCCUGGUACCCGGUGCAGCGUUCUAAGAGCUGUUGGGCAAGUUGGCUCCUAAUGCCGUUGCUCCUAAUCUCAUCCCUACCAUGUCAAGCCUGGGCUACCACAUUUAAGGUGGCCCUAGUUGGACCCUGGACUUGUGACCCUUUUUAUUCCAAAGCCCUGCCAGACUCAGCGGCUCGCCUGGCUAUUGCACGAAUCAACAAGGACCCCCACCUUAACAAAGGCUACUGGUACGACUAUACGCUGAUAAACGAGGACUGCAAGUCAUCCCGUGCCAUGGCCCGCUUCGCUGAGCUGGAAGGCUACGGUGCGGCGUUCCUAGGCCCGGCCAACCCGGGAUACUGCUCUUCAGCUGCUUUGUACGCUAAAGAGUGGGAUGUUGGAAUCCUCUCCUGGAGUUGCCUGAAAGCAAACAUGGAGGACGGAGGGAUGUACCCCACUUUCCUCCGCCCACAGCCGUUGUCUUCACGUGUCCUUUUCACAGUGCUGCGUUAUUUCCGGUGGGCCCACGUGGCCAUCAUUUCGGAGGAGAAUGAUCUCUGGGAGGCCACCGGAUAUGAGCUGGCUUCGUCUCUGAGGGCUUUAGGCCUGCCCGUCACCCCUGUAGUGACCAUGGAGACGGGCAAGGACGGAACGAGGAAGGCCUUGACAAAAGUCCGGGAAACUGAUCGGGUUCGAGUGAUCAUCAUGUGCAUGCCUUCCGUCCUGAUUGGUGGCCAAUCCCAGCACAAACUUCUGACAACUGCUUUGGCCAUGCGAAUGAUCGACCGCGGCUACAUUUUCAUCCCCUAUGACACGCUGCUCUACUCACUUCCCUAUAAAGACGCUUUCUACUACACCCUCGGCAACGACACCAACCUGAGGAAAGCCUACGAUGGGGUUCUCACCAUUACCAUGGACUCUGGAGACCGCAAUUUUCAUCAGGCCUUCAAAGAGGCUCAGAACAGCUACGAAAUCCGCAGCAGCACCCCAGCAGAGCAUGUUUCGCCAUUCUUCGGCUCUAUCUACAACAUGAUGUAUUACAUUGCUAUGGCGGCUGAGCAGGCCCGCGCGAAUACCGGCAGAUGGGUGACCGGUGAGCUCCUCGGCGCCAGCGAGGGGGGCUUUGAAUUCGAGGGCUUCAAUCAGCACUUGAGGGCGGGUAGGAACCGGGAAGGCAUGCAGGCUCGCUACGUCGUGCUGGACUACAGCGGGAUGGGAAACUCUCUCUACUCCACUCAUGUUCUGGAGGCUGCACACACAAACGGCAGGAUUGGAGGGUUGAAAUAUCUCGGUCGCUCGAUCCAUUUUGCCGGCAGUACCCCCUACACCGAUUCCAGUUGUUGGUUUAGUCCUUAUUUUGCCUGCAGUGGAGGAAUGGAUUCUACCACUAUCUUCUUUUUCCUUCUCUUGGCUAUGGUGGUUGCUGGUGCUCUAAAUAUCAUCAUUCAUUUCAAGAGAAGUGGCAGAGUGGGCUUCACCUUUGGAGACGGCGGUGGAUCUAACAAAGUACUCCUGACUCUGGAUGACCUGAUCUUCAUUAACACUCAAAUCAGCAAAAGGAAGUUGAAUGAUGAAAGCAUCAUGAGAAGUCAACUGGACAUGAAGACGUCUCACCACUCAGUGUCUGGCCGCAGCUAUUUGGCGUCUUCACCGGACAGCUCCAAUGUUGCUAUAUUUGAGGGUGAUUGGGUUUGGUUGAAAAAAGGCCCGCCUGGAUCUGCAACAAGCAUCAAUAGCAGCACUGAGUCAGUCUUCAUCAAGCUCAGAGACAUGAGGCACGAGAAUCUCAAUCUGUUCCUGGGACUCUUCAACGACUCUGGUGUUUUUGGAGUGGUGACCGAACACUGCUCCCGAGGUAGCUUGGAAAACCUGCUCAUGAAUGAGGAUGUACGUCUGGAUUGGAUGUUCAAGUCGUCCCUGCUGAUGGAUCUCAUCAGGGGAAUGAAGUACCUGCACAAUCGAGGAAUAAUCCAUGGACGCCUCAAAUCCCGAAACUGUGUAGUGGACGGGCGCUUUGUGCUGAAGGUGACUGAUUAUGGCUUCAAUGAACUUCUCAAUAGCCAAGGCAUCAGCAUGGACGAGGAAAAGCCUGAGAAUCUGUUCUGGACUGCUCCUGAGAUGCUACGCAAUGCUGAUCUGCGGAGAAAGGGGACGUUUCUGGGAGACGUCUACAGUUUUUCCAUCAUUGGACAGGAAGUGAUUUCCCGCUCUGCUCCUUUUUGUAUGCUGGAUAUGCCACCCAAAGAGAUUAUCAGCAAGGUCACAAACCCCCCUCCUUUGUGCCGCCCCUCCGUGUCAGUGGAUCAGGCUCCCCUGGACGUCAUCCAAAUCUUGAAGCAGGCCUGGAGUGAAGAACCUGAAAAGAGGCCCACAUUUCAUGAUAUUUUCAAACAGUUUAAGAGCGUCACCAAAGGCAAGAAGACCAAUAUCAUCGACUCAAUGUUGCGCAUGUUGGAGCAGUACUCCUCCAACUUGGAGGAUCUGAUCCGUGAGAGGACGGAAGAGUUGGAGGUGGAGAGACAGAAAACGGAUCAACUGGUGGCUCAGAUGUUGCCCAAGUCUGUGGCCCAGGCGCUGAAGACAGGCAAGCCGGUCAAGCCUGAGCACUUCAGCGAGGUCACACUCUACUUUAGCGACAUCGUGGGCUUCACCACCAUCUCGGCUCUCAGCGAACCCAUCGAGGUGGUGGACCUGCUGAACGACCUCUACACGCUCUUUGACGCCAUCAUCGGUCUGCAUGACGUCUACAAGGUGGAAACUAUUGGAGAUGCGUACAUGGUGGCCUCCGGAGUCCCCAAUAGGAACGGCAACCGUCACGCAGCCGAGAUGGCCAACAUGUCGCUUGACAUCCUCCACUGCAUCGGCACCUUCAAGAUGAGACACAUGCCUGAAUUAAAAGUCAGGAUCCGGAUCGGCUUGCACUCUGGCCCAGUCGUAGCAGGAGUAGUGGGCCUCACGAUGCCUCGCUACUGCCUCUUUGGAGACACAGUCAACACAGCAUCUCGAAUGGAGUCCACCGGGUUGCCUUACAGAAUACAUGUCAACCAGAUCACAGUAGACAUCCUUAACAGCUUGAAGAUGGGCUACAAAAUUCAAGUCAGAGGUCUGACGGAAUUAAAGGGAAAAGGUGUGGAGAACACAUACUGGUUGGUGGGAAGGGAAGAUUUCAAAAAACCUCUGCCCAUUCCACCAGACCUUCAAGGAGGAAGUAAUCACGGCAUCGCUUUAGAUGAGAUACCUCCUGAUAGAAGACAGAAGUUUCUGGAUCGACAGAAGAAGAUGGGCUAGAUUGGUCCUGAUAGACUAAUGUAAAACAGCUUUGCUGGUGUGUAACCUUCAUUUAUAGUAAUGCUGCACAAACUCAUUUCCUAUCUGGUCUCAGAUAUAGUAAACGUUCCUUACACUAGAUCCGAAAACUUUAGAUCAUUUCAGCCAUUAAUCUAUUACAUCAUCGCCACAGGAGCUUUUGGCGCGAAAGGACUGAAUGACUUGUUACAUUACAUUUACCAAAAGUGAUAUUAUAUCUGCUCAGUGGAUCAUGAGUCGUGGUAGAAUGUGACAGUUUCCUGACCAGACAAUUAUUUAAUUCUUGAGUCAGCUUGCGGCACAUUUCAGAAAAAUGACGACUCGUGUGAAGUUAAAGAUGACCUUAGGGCCAAAACACCAAGCAUAAUACAAUAAUGACAACAUAUGAUAUAUUUUGAUGAUGUUUGAAUUGAUUUUUAACAUUAUAUUAUGUUCGACCCUUACAGAAGACAAAUACAAAAAGGAACUUAGAAUAACAGCGUUUGAAUGUAAGCUCAUGCUUAUUUGUCAUCAUCGGUUUGUAUAUACUGUAAAUGUGUACACGUGCAUAUUAGUUGGUCCACAAACAAAAAGGAGGAAACGCAACAUUCCAGAUGCGGACGGAUUAAAAAUGAUGAAAUAUGUAUCUUCUUGGAAAGCAAGAGUAAGACCUUCUUUUUAAAGAGUCUGAACUCUUUUUGCCAAAUGCGGUAAAUACACUUGACACAAACCAAAUGAAGUGGACUGUGCUGAUUAUUUUGAAGGGAAACUUUUUUUGUGUUUAUGUAAAUAAAUUAUGGCUUCAGGAAAAAUUUGUUGACUUUUUUGCUGUCUAAACCUUGAUAGGUUGAAUAAUAUGCUGAAAUGUGAACCAGAGUACAAACAUUAAAUCCAGCUAUUAUUAUUUGUUUGCAGCCUCAUCUCCAUUAUACAUGAAAUUAUUUGUCCAUUAUGUAAAUGUCAG